Molecule: messenger RNA, 2514 nt
Organism: Periconia digitata
Lineage: Eukaryota; Fungi; Ascomycota; Dothideomycetes; Pleosporales; Periconiaceae
Source: the annotation of a GenBank genome assembly
CCGCACUCAAACUUUGCGUUGCUCUUCAAUAUCCGCUGCUAUCAACGGCCUCCAGUUCCGUUGUUCUUGGACCGCAUGGUAUCUAUCAAAUCCAUUAGCCACAGUGCAUCGCCUAUUGCUGGGGUCACCUGCAGCCCUACAAGUACACGUAGCAUGGCGGAUCAUACAGUAUCCAUCGAAGGCUUGCCUCGCCCAUACCACCAAAGCCUUAGGCCCGACGUCUCUCUCGGCCAUUGCACAGGAUCCCUUGGCCCAGAACCCGGAAACAAGCCUGCUGUGUCGCGGAAACGGCCUUUGCGAACACCCACAUCAAAUGAAACUUUUCAACCCACACCUCCAAUAUCAUAUUCAGGUGCGGAUGAGCACUGCAGUCGUCCAGGCAAAGGAGGACAAAUCACAUCCGGCAAGCAUUGUGAACCAUUCCAGACUUCGCCCGGCUCCACGGUCGUCGGGCAGGAGAGGGAUCCAGCCCGAUAUCUUCCCAAAUUAAGCCGCAUCAUCGAGGGACAGGAGCCGAAGACCAGUAGGCACCGCGAAGCCUCUAUUGUAAGUUCAAGGGGAGACUCAAUCUCCGCGCGUCGGCAACACCGAAAUGUUGAAGAAGCGAUUCUGAGCAGACGACCGACGAGGCAAGAUCACGGAUCAUUGAAGCGUCGUGUGGAAACCCCGCGGGGUUUACCGGAUUCGUCGUUUUCCUCAGCGUGGCCAGGACAUAAACAGUUGUCAACUGUAUCCAGUGAUAGUAAUUCCACCAUCACACAGGAGUCGUAUAAUAAGACUCGUAUCGAGAAAGAUAUUUCUUCUCAGGCUUCGCAUUCUACUUUACAAAGACCUGAAAGCAUGGGCCGUCCACGACGAGGGCGUACUGUCCCACAAAGGAAACAACGCCAUAGCCCCGAAAAAGUUCCUACCAGUCACCGAAGUAGUCCCACCGCGUCUUCUGUUUCCUCUCGUGGAUUGGAGACCGCCAGUGAUAGUCGUAGUGAUGGCGGCUCCUCCACUGCCGAGAGACCUUCAGUAGAGUCACCUUUCACAUCGCCGGCUUCAAUGAGAAGAACGAGCUACGUAGAAUCUCACGAUGACGACGACAGCGAUUCCGAGGCUGACAUAUCGAUUCGCGAAGCUAGCCCCGAGCUACCGCAUCAACCAAGCCUGAGCGACGAAGCAGAAGAAGACCAUAAAACGAUGCAUCAAGUAAAUGAAGAAGAAGACGAGAGUAGCGAGGAGGAGUCUGAAGAUGAACACACGCCCGCUGCUGGAUCAAGAAGCGGCCACUACAGUUCUCACGGCAUGGCAUUAGAGCGGAUGCCGCCUCCAAGGGCGCCUUCUUCCUCCUCUCAUGAGGAUCAGUACAGUAGGCGUCUGCGGCGACAGACACAAGCACUCAGCGAGCACGUGUUGCAGAGUCCUCAACCACACCGAGACUUCCAGUUUGUAGGAGGGCCAUCGCCACACCCUGAAUAUGGGAUGCCUUUGUAUGAUCCUUAUGCACGUUCAGGAGCAUCCCCUGCCAGCUUGCAGGCUGCAACACAUCAUGCCCCUCCGCCGGGGCCUCCCAUGAACUACUAUUCGCCUCAACACGCACCACCUGUGCCCUAUGUUCCUGGGUAUGACCAGGAUACUGCGAUGAUUGCUCGUCCGCCAAUGCCGGCAGCCAAUAGUGCAGCUCCCGUAGCUCCACCUCCGCCUUUUCCAUAUCCGCCAACACAUCCUCCUCUCUACCAAACACACCCGCAGGGUUCCGACUGGGGAAAGCCUACGGUGGUGGGAUACGAGCUUCUAGCCGAGAAGCUAAGUGAGAAGGCCAAGGGGAGCCAUGAUGGAUCGAGUUCCGAGGGUUCGGUGGCCCCCCUCUAUCGCAGAUUUGAGCACUUGAAUCAUCGUGUAUUGCUUCACAUCCAAGAUGAGAUUGCAGAAAUGGAAGAAGAGCUGCGGCACCUGGAUGAAUGUAUCGCGCAAUCGUCAGCGAGAGAUGAAGCAGGGCGUAUCCAACCUGCAUCUAGGCGGAGCGAAAUGCGCUACGGGAACGAACAGCAUUACCGGAGGACUGAACUGUUGGGUCGGAUAUUUCUGAAGCUGGGGCAGUAUAAUUCGGCCAUGUCCUCGUUCACCAACCUACUAAAAGAUGUGAGCCCCGCGCAGACGGCAGACAUCCAGGCGUACCGAAGUUGGAUGGAAAAGCGCACACCGAUCACGACAGGCGAGACUCGUUUUCUCGACGUCAAAGAUGAUCUACUGACGGUGUCACGGAAUGGGGCAGCCAGUAAACCCGGUGGCGCACCGAGCCACGAAACAGCAACGGCUCUUCCAAUUAUUCUUGCCAUGCCCCUUUUGGCGUUUGCAAUUGUGCCCGGUCUAUUGGGUCGGCUGGCGAUUCUAUGUCUGAAUGGCGCAGCGGUCAUGAAACUGCUCACGUCAACCAGGGAGCUGAAGGAGCUGAUGACGGUGCGGGAAUGGAUGGGGUGUCUCUCCAUUUAUUUCGGGGUCAUGGUUCUGGCGGCAUUGGCGCACUGA